Asparagus officinalis (garden asparagus) is the source of this 8502-nucleotide messenger RNA. RefSeq lists its product as uncharacterized. NCBI's taxonomy places the organism in Eukaryota, Viridiplantae, Streptophyta, Magnoliopsida, Asparagales, Asparagaceae. Gene Ontology annotation, biological process: maturation of LSU-rRNA from tricistronic rRNA transcript (SSU-rRNA, 5.8S rRNA, LSU-rRNA); maturation of 5.8S rRNA from tricistronic rRNA transcript (SSU-rRNA, 5.8S rRNA, LSU-rRNA). The coding region runs from base 232 to 8307 and encodes 2691 amino acids. The transcript is spliced from 13 exons. Gene Ontology annotation, cellular component: nucleolus. The record is from RefSeq and is a predicted model, not a curated record.
CACAUUCUCCUUCCAUCUUCAAAAAACAAACAAAAACCCCCUAAAACCCUAAAUCCCCCAGAGCCCCCACUCGGUGGAGGAGGGCAACGAACAAAUUAACGAGGCGAAAUCUCCCGAUCACGAUCGAGUCCAAGGUACCAAUCCUUCUCUUCCUCCUUCGAAACCCCCAGUUUUAUGUAAAAACGCAGAUUUUAUGUGCUUAGAUUGGGACUUUUAUGUACUUUGGUAGCAAUGGAGGGGCUAGAACAAGAAGAAGAAGGGGAUAUUAGGGACCUAGAGCGGUAUAAACCUCCAGUUCAUAUUUCAUUCAGAGCAAAACUCAUUGAAAUUUUGAAGGAUUUGCAUUCUCCAGAGGUACAGAUAUACUCCGAAGCUUCGAAGGAGUUUGUAGGUUUGCUAGAGGGGGAUUUGGGAGGAGAAGUUCUUCGAGAGUACAUCCAGCUGUCCCCUCGAUGCUCGGAGAUUCUGGAAUCGUGGAGGCUUCAUCAAGGCAAGCCCGGGAUGUUCUACAUACUAUCCUUAGUUUCAGCUUUACUCGAUCACCCGGUCGUGAGGACGAAGUCUGCCGGGAUCAUCAAGAACAUUCAUGAGCUCGGAGACUUUUUGUUGACGAAGAAAUUGGACGAUAUUUAUACAGAGCUUAAUUCGCGAGAGUUUAGGAGGCAGGGAGCGGCGCUGCUGUUACUCUCUUCUAUCGUCAAGAUUGGUGUGGGUUUAGCUUCGAAGGCCGCUGACGUGUUUGAUUUCAAGCUCCCGGUUCUCUCCAAGCUCUCGGGGAUUCAGAAGAAGAAGGCAGGCGGAAAGGACGCGAAGCAUGGGACGAGACGAAGCGCGACAAGGCCGGCAUUUGUUAGGUUCGCCAUGUCUUUUAUCGAAGCGGGCAAUUCAAGGUUGUUGAGAUGGAUCCUUCAGAAGAGGGAGAUUUAUUCCGCCGUGUUUCGCGGUCUUGGCAGUGAUGACGUUGAUACUGUUGUCUAUGUUCUUUCUACAUUAAGGGAUAAGGUUCUCUCGAAGGAUUCACUUAUUCCUCCUGGGCUGAGGAGUGUUCUCUUUGGGAGCAUCACUCUCGAGCAGUUGAGCAACAUUUCAGGGAACCCAAAGGCGGGGCCUGCUGCUGAUUUGGCACAUGAAGUUUUGGUCAUGGUGUGUACUGAUCCUUGCAAUGGGUUGAUGCCUAGUAUGAACUCCAAGGGGAAUCAUAAGCGGCUUUUUGAUCUUAUGAAGAAGUUGAGGGCUACGGAGGCUGCAUAUCACAAGGAACUGCUUCUGGCUGUUGUGGGGAAGAUACCAUCUUUAUGUGCUGCUUACAUGGACGAGUUCCCUUAUAAUCUUAAGCCACGAUCUUCACCAUGGUGGUUUUCUGCUGUUUCGCUUGCUGCAGACAUGAUUUCUUCUGUAAACUUUAAUACUGUGGUUGCUUCACUCACUUCUCAUUCUCUUGACAAACCAACUGUGGACCACCCUGAAGUGCAGAAUAUAUUGAAAUGCAUCAUUCCACGUCCAUUCAGUCGGUCAUUUAUCAGCACAGGUUUGCAACAUGCCGAUGGCCCUGUAAAGCAUGGCACUCUACGAAUUGUUUUAGAAUCACUCAAGUCAUUGGCUGGUCUACUGCUGGAAAUUGACAGAACAGUAGAGAGGAUGAAUGGUAAACGAAAUGACACGUCUAGCAAAGUUAUAUCUUCGUUGGAUGGCCCCAGCGUCAAUUGUUUCGCUGAACUUGACAAGUGUUUGGGUACUUGUGAAAUUAGCAGACCCGCUAUUAAUGACCUAGAAACCAACAAGUGGGUGUCUGUGAGACAGUUAAUUCAGGAUGAAGUAAGAGCGAUGCUGCCUGAGCCUCAAGUUCUGUUGAAGUUAUUAUCUUCAUCAGGUCAGAAACAUUCCAAGCUUCCAGAGAGAGGCUUAAAGAGAGAUGCAGAUUUGCCUGAAGUUGGUUUAAAAAAAAGGAAACUGAACGAUGCAAGUGAGGACAUUGAUAUUAUUAUAAGUCGAAUAGAUACUGAAGGCAGUAAUGGUACAACUAAGGACUUUGAUAAGCUUGAAGCUGAAAAUAUGAUGGAAGAGUUGGAUGUGCAGAAGGAUGAUACGGUGGUAAUAGCUGAAAUUUGGGGCUUGAGUGAGAAAACGAUGAUCAGCAGUGAACCAAAUAGUAUAGAGAAUUUCUUCCAGUCCAAGUUGUAUGAUGCUUUCAAAUUCUAUAUGAGGACAGUGCCUCUUGCUGUUGAGGGAUCAUUUGACUUCUUCAAACUUUUACCAGUUGACCCUUCAAGUCUGUCUACAUGUCAGCUAGAGUCCCUCUUGUCUCUCUUACGUGAAUGUAUUCAACAAGCGCCAGGAGGCAGGAUUUCAGCUAGAGCCCCCAAAUUUUUGUACAAACACUUGCAGCGAUUAAUAAACAUCUUAUUGUAUUCACAUGUUAAAGGCAUUCGAGAAGAGGCAUAUGUUCUGGCUCGAGCAGCUAUGACAAGCACCGGUGCCUUUGAUCAAAAUGUCUCUGAAAUUGAUGUAUGGUUGUCUUCAUUAACUGGCUAUUGUACGAAAAGUCAUAUUGCAGGUGGCGAAGGGGCGGAAGUGAUUCACUGCUUGUCCAAUAAUGUCAGUUCAUUUCUUUGUGAUGCUGCUUCAACAGUUGGAAACAACUUGUAUAAGUAUCUGGAUCAAAUGCGAGAGCUAAUCUCUAAGUUAGAGAAUGCUAAUGACGAUUCUCCUGGUUUUAGUCCUCUCAUCAUUUGUGUCCUAGAGAAGUGUCUCAGGUUGCUUGAAUCAGAAUCCAGAACCUAUAAAUUAUAUGAAAAGUCCAUGAUUUCGUUGUAUGCAUGCAACACGAUAAGCUUAAUCUUGCAGACCCAGGUGGAUGCAAGAACAUUAUCUGGCGUAGUACGUCUGAUCUUGACUGAAAAGUUUAAUGGUUAUCCUUCAGAAGACAUGGAAGCAAAGAGCGACCUUUGUGAGUGGAGGCCAGUUAAUAAUCUCUUGCGCUUUUCCCAGGGUGUUUUUGAUCAAGAUAGUUGUAGUUUGUUUACAAUUUCAAGAAGUGCUGUCAAACAGUGUGAUGGCUCUUUGUCCCCAGUACUAGUUAAGGUAAAGGAGCUUCUAGAGGGGGAUCAUGGUGUUAGGCAAGUUGGUGCAGCUGUUGCUUUUACAUCAUCUAUUGUUUGUGCAACUCCUCAGGAUAUGUUGACCAACUUUCAGCUGCUUCUUACUGUUACAAGACAACAUUUCAGAUCAUAUCUUCCUUUCUUGUCAUGGGUACUUUUCCUUGAACAGGGUUUUCUAGCCAAUGUUGUUGAUCUGGAGACAAAUAUCGUCUCAUCCGGCCUUAAAAUGAUUGAGGGUGUAAUUGGUAAUUUCGAAGGAAGCAAACUUCAAUCGCUCAAUAGCAAUAAAGCUCCCCAACUUUCAGAAAUAGAAGACCUUCUAGAUAAAGAACCAGCUUCUUCUGCUGCCUUAUUUUUAUAUAGUGCUCCAUUUUGUGCUCUAUUUUCGGCAAUCAUGUGUGUUGAAAGUGCUAAGUCAGGCUCAAGUGGAAAGCUAGAUGUACUGCAUUCAAGUGCAAUGCUAAGCUUGCUUCAAGUUAAGCUCUCUGAAGGUUCUCUUGACGACUCCAUCUUAUCUUUGAGAAUGUUACUAUUUUGGACUAACCAGAUGAUGCGAUUCCUUAAGACCAACCAGAAUGUGUCAUCCAGGACCACCACAUCAACUAUUUUAAAAGAAAAACUCCAAAUGUGCAUCACUCUUGUUAGAUAUCUAUUAGAUCAUACGUUGGUUGCAUUUUCUGAUGUUACUGGUUUUAAAACUUUGGGGGUAUCGUCUCUUACACAUUAUGUUCAAGAUGUUGUUGACUUCAUUUUCCAGCAUCCUGUUAUGGCUUUUGCCUUGUCGCAGCCUCUCAGCUUCAGCAGCUUGGGAAAUAAUGUGCAAACCUUGAUGACUUCCCAAGAAAAGUUUCAUCCUGUUGACUGUAAUUUCUUGCGGUUAUUAAGGAUAGUCUUUGACUUUGUCUUAUCUGCUAGAGAUCUGCUCUAUUGUUCAUCUGAAAUGCCUGAUUUUUCUCCUGGAAUAGUUUUAAGCGCUCCCAGGAACUUUGUUGAAGACUUAAUGGAAAGCUUUAAGCUUUCUGUUCUCAAGAGAGAUGAACUGAUUCUCCCUAGAUUUUACAUACUUCAUUGCUUGAUGAAGUUUGUAUCACCAUUCGAGUUGCUCGAAGUUGCAGACUGGAUGUAUGUUGAACUCAAAGAUAGCAUUUCCAGGAGCACGUCAUCAUUUGCGAAUGUUGUUGUUUCUGUUGGUUUGUAUAUCGUGGAUGGUGCAUUGGAUAUGAUAUUUAGGUACUUGCAUCAGCCGAGAAUGGACUCCCAAUUUAAUUCAUUGUGGGAGGGGGAAUCCAAGAUUUUCAAUAUAUCCAUCCUUCUUAACCUUUAUCAGAAGAUUCUGGAGUUUGGUAUCAAUUUCAAUCUUCAAUGUGCUGAGGCAUGUUUGUUGAAGAUUGUCACUGCUGCUUAUAGUCAGAGAUUUGCUAAACCUGAUCCUGCUCUGUUUCCACUAUGUACACAGUUGUCUAGGAUGAUUGCCAACAGUCCCAUGAAGAUGCUUGCAUAUUGCUUUUAUCCCACCAGCAAGAUAAAAACAAAAAUUCUAUUACAGCUUGUUGAAGUUAGCCCUUUGCAUAUGCAUCACUUUGGGAAGAUAUUUUUGGGAAUUUUAAACAAUAACUUUUCUGAUUUAGUUCUAUUAAAUAAAGAUGGUGUGCGGUCAGCUAAGUGCAAUAGGACUAACGAGGUCAGUAAUUGUGCCUUUUCAAAUGAUGAUUUUGUGCAUUUAUUGCCUGUGGCUUUGUCGUAUAUGGUGUUUAUCAGACAUAAAUAUGGGGGCCAGGAGCUAAAACCACUCGGAACAAUUGCUAAGUUCUAUUCUCGUAUGCUUUUGGACGGGUUCUCAAGAUGGAAAGACUAUGUCUCUCAAGACAUUUUCCAAGAGGAUUAUGAUGAACCAGUGCCAACAUCUCUCGAGAAUUUUCAUAAAUUUUGCUGCUCUACUCUUCUUGGUAAAGCAAUCACCAUGUUGCAUUCUUCUCUUUUACUAAGUGAGAUUAGGGUGAAAGACAUACAGCUAUUGGGAAUAUUUGAUUCUGUUUAUUCAGACAGAUCUUUGUUUGAUCCACAUCUUCCUGGUUGUGAAAACCUUGGUUCGUGUUCCUACAAGGAGUCCUUAAAAAUUCUUGAUGUUGUUGCUGCUAAAAUUUCCUUUGCGAGAUUAUUAUUAUUUCCAGGAGCAAGUCUGACAUCUAGUACAAUAGAAGAAAAUGGAAAAUCCAAAGGAAUAUGGACGGAUAGAGAAUCUAACAUUACAGGUUACGCAAAAAGAUUUAUGUGCAUCCUGGUCGAUGCAUGGGAAGACAUCAUAACAAAAAUUCCUCUCAAAUUUAAUAGCUCCUGUGUAUCAUGUAGUGCUGAAUGCUAUCCAGUUUUCAGGUUCCUAGAACAUUACAUACUAAGCAACAUUGUCCAAUUGUCCACAGACAUCAAAAUCUAUCAAAGGGAAGCACCAUCUAUUCAUUUUCUAGAACAAUUUGUCAAGUCUUCUCUCCUUCACAGAUUUGAGGAUCCUCUUACUUUAAGAGCAAUUCGUUGCAUUCUAGUGGCGCUAUCAGAAACAAGAUUUUCUUCUUGUGCUGUUCUUGAACAAUUGAUUAGAGACUCUAAAUUUGUUCCAGUAAUGGUUGGAAGUUCUGCUGAUUCAGAAUUAUCUACUGUUAGUACCUCUGGAAUGUUAAUGCAACCACUCCCCAGUAUCUUGAAAUCUCUAGACAUCUCAUUUGUGGACCAAACUGUCCCUGAUGGCAGGAACACCUCUGACAUGUCCUUGGGGCUGCAAUCUUAUCGCUGUUCUUUUGAGGGUGUUAGGUUAGAACUAGUUAAGUUGCUUAGAGUACUUUAUCAUCUUAAAGAUCAACAGAAAAAUUUUCAGAGCGCAAAUGUUGAUGGCAGAAAUUCAAGGGAGUUGCUUUCUUUGCUUUUAUCAAGCUAUGGGGCAACUAUGAGUGAAAUUGACUUGGAGAUUUUCCAUCUUAUGCAUGAGAUUGAGACGAUUGAAGGAUCAUAUUGUUGGAGUAUUGCGGCUAUGGAUUAUCUCUGGGGCGGUUCGGCCAUGAAACUUAGAAACGAAUUGUUUCUUGAUGGAUCUGUAUCAUCUGACGUGGAAGCUGCAAAAGAAAGGCGCAAAGUAUUCUUUAGAGAGUAUAUUCCAGUUGAUUCGAAUUUAUCUGUCAUGACAGCAUUGCAUUUUUGCAGCGAUAGAUCUUCAAGGAUUGCUCUAAUGUCACUAGAAAGACUUUUGGAGGACAAUUUUGUGGAUUCUUCAGAGAAAAUAUCAUCUUCAAAUAUUAACAUGGUUCAAAGAUACGACCCUGCUUACAUAUUGGCGUUUUCUAACCACUGUCUUGCCAUGGGGUACCUGGAGCCGACAGAGUUUUCUAGAUUAGGCCUUCUAGCAAUUUCAUUUGUUAGCAUAUCUUCACCUGAUGAAGAACUACGGAAAUUGGGGUACAAUUGCCUUGGAAAAUUCCAGGAUGCUUUGAAGACUUGUCAGAAGAGGAAGGAGACACUGCCACUUCAACUUCUUUUAACAAAUAUCCAGAAUAGGAUAACAGCGGAAUGGCAGAGAAUUCCUUCUGUGAUAGCUAUUUUUGCUGCUGAAGCCUCUCUCAUAUUGUUGGAUCCUUCUCAGAAUCAUUUUCUUACAUUGAGUGAAUUCUUAGAGAACUCACAAAAGAUUAAACUGAAGAGGAUCCCAUUUUUUCCUAAGUUGUUCAGAAGUGGUUCCAUCCAUUUCAAAAUGGACCGUCUAUGGAUACUGCGGCUACUAUGCGCGGGAUUGAAUUCAGAUGUUGAUGCUAAAAUAUAUAUGAAACAAGAAGUUUUAAAUCUGUUGCUGAGUUUCUUUGGUUCUUCGCUCGCGGAUCACGAGUCAAAGAUUCUUAUACUUCAGAUAGUGAAGAAAUGUGUUAGACUUUCCAAUAUAGCUCUUUGUUUAAUCAAGAAACAUGGUCUAGUUUCAUGGUUAUCCUCUAUUCUUUUGUCCUACGGGAAGAGGCUUGCUGGGGAUCAUCAAGAAUCUUCUCUAGCAGUUAUAGAGUUGGUCUUGAAGGUUCUCGGUGAUGGAAUCUCAUCUGGAACUAUCAGUCAAUGGCUGCAAGAAUAUGCUCCUGAGCAAUUACUAGAUCUUUCAUCUCAUUUACAUAUGCUAAUAGUGAGCCUCCUGAAGUUGCCGAAGGGAAAUACUUCUUUAAUAAAGGCUUUACUGAGUGUGACUGUCUCAAUUUUGAAAAUAUCAAAGGACAGAGAUUUAGAUAUAUCACAGGAUAAAAAAAAAUUUCGCCCAAAUUUGACCUUAUCACUUGCGGGGUUAUUUCAGUUGUGCCAGGCUGUUGACAUGGAGCUCAGUAUUCCAGGAACUAGUUCUACAAGUGAGAUUUGGCUAAAUAUCAUCCUUAUGUCUGCACCAGUACCAGCUGUGACUCUCAUGGACAAGGCGAGACUAUCAAAGCUUCUUAUGCUGGCAGUUCCACCUGCUUUACAACCAUCCUCAAAGCAAAAAUCCAUGGCCAAUGUUCCAAAUUCUUAUCUGCUUAUUUCGUGUAAGGAACAUCAGGGAGAAGAAUCCCUUGGUUCUAAGCUUUUACGCUGGGUGUCAGCUUCAGUAAUUCUUGGAUGCUUUACAAACAAAUGUUCAAAAAUGAAUAAAUUUUUUUCAAUAAGUAGAUCAGAGGUUGAAACUUUACGGCCCAUAGUGGAAGAAAUCAGCAAAAAGGAGUGUGGAGGUGGGGAAGAAUAUUCUAGUUCUGAUGAGGCAUUAGCUGUCAUACUACUUUACCUGCAACAGAUUCUUGGAAGGAGUUGCAGUUUUCUUCCAUCGGUCAUAUUAGCACUUUGUUUAUUGCUCUUAGGCCAUUCAACUAGUACAUCAGGGAAUGUCACUCUAGAUGGGGCUACUGAAGCAAUAGCUUCACUAUGCUCAAAAAUAUAUUGCCCUCCUGAACUUAAUCCAGAUUGGAGGUGGUACUAUGAUAGGCCAUGGCCAUGGAGAGACGAAGAGCACUCACGAGCGAGAACUGCGAGAGAACUAAUGGAAGAAGAGCAAGCAUGUCAAAGCAUGCUUAUAAUGUUUUCAAAUGCUCUUGGGUGGAAAUCCUCUGCUUCGUCACUUCUCUUACAUAAAGACGUGGAGAGUUUUGGACUGCAUGAGUGGGAAAGAGAGACUUUUCUUGUGAGCAAACAUAGCAAGAAGCGGAAACAAACAUCAAAGUGAUUCUAUUAAGUUGUACGCAUAUUCUUAUUUGUCCACAAUUUUGCCCAGAGUGAUUCUGCUAGGCUGUACGCAUAUUUUUAUUUAUCCGCAAUUUUGCCAAACAUGUUUCAUUGUUUCGAGCAAAUGUAAAUAUCUUGUAUCGUAACUGGCCUUUAUAUGAAAAAAGUUUUGGCUUUGCCGAGGUUUUGAACUGUA